Molecule: messenger RNA, 631 nt
Organism: Rhipicephalus sanguineus (brown dog tick)
Lineage: Eukaryota; Metazoa; Arthropoda; Arachnida; Ixodida; Ixodidae
Exons: 2
Coding region: 66-548 (160 amino acids)
Source: RefSeq, a predicted model, not a curated record
AUAAAUAACAAGAACAGCGAGUACACUCCACUGAACGUAAGGCCUAGCUAGACAUCGAGAACAAAAUGCACGGCUACUACCUCGGCUACCUGCGCACCUCGGGCGGCCAGCUGAAGAUGUUCGAGGUGAUCGUCGGCCUGGUGCAGCUCUUCUACCUGAUGGCUGUCAACUACGACCGCAACCACGACUGGUACGUGCUGCGCAUGGACCUGCUCAUCAUGCUCAUGGGCACCUUCACCGCCGUCUUCGCCGCGUCCUUCGUGCUGCUCACCGUAAUCCUCGGCUCCACAGAGGUUCCCUUCUCGCUCCUCUACCGGCUGCUCUACCUGGCUCUGUGCGUGGUGAUGAUUCCAGCGACUGCCGUGUUCCUCAAGGAGACGCGCAUCCACUCCUCAACGCGGGAGCUUAUCGUAUCGGCCACGGUGUCCGUGUGCUUCUGCGUCGGCCUGCUGGGCAACUUCGUGCUCGCCUACAAGCCGACCAUCUUCGAGACCAAGGUCACACAGAGGGCCCCCAGGGAGAACAAACCCGAAGGCGGCGGCCACUGAGCAGCGCCGCUUUUAUUGUCCUCCACGCUCUUAAUUUGUUCGUUCCUUGUUCUAAAUUUUCGUUGAGAAAAGAUAUAAAGCAA